Rhododendron vialii is the source of this 868-nucleotide messenger RNA. Its product is annotated as glutamate receptor 2.8-like. NCBI's taxonomy places the organism in Eukaryota, Viridiplantae, Streptophyta, Magnoliopsida, Ericales, Ericaceae. The record is from RefSeq and is a predicted model, not a curated record. Bases 163 to 834 code for a protein of 223 amino acids. Gene Ontology annotation, molecular function: ligand-gated monoatomic ion channel activity; signaling receptor activity. Gene Ontology annotation, cellular component: plasma membrane. The transcript is spliced from 2 exons.
UUGAAUUUGAAAUGUUUUAAAUUUUGUUAUCUCUUUUUUAAGUAGCUAAAUUUUCGUGUCCAUCCCCAAAAUUACGAUGCUGUUGUGGGUGAUGUAACCAUUCUAUCAAACAGAUCUAGGUUUGUUGAUUUUACAUUGCCAUACACGGAGUCCGGUGUGGCAAUGAUCAUUCCAUUCGAAGAUGAUGACAGGAAGAAUGCAUGGAUUUUCAUGAAACCCCUAAAAAUGGAUUUAUGGUUAACAACGGGGUUUUUCUUCGUCUUCACUAGAUUCGUGGUUUGGGUUGCUGAGCAUCGUGUAAACGAAGAAUUCCAUGGCCCUCCAGGCAAGCAAGUUGGAAUGAUAUUUUGGUUCUCCUUCUCCACACUUGUUUUUGCCCACAAGGAGAAGUUGAUCAGCAACUUAUCUAGAUUUGUUGUAAUCGUGUGGGUUUUCGUGGUGUUGGUACACACAUCGAGUUAUACUGCGAGCUUAACAUCAAUGUUGACAGUGCAAAAGCUAAAGCCUUCUGUUACAGAUAUAAGAGACCUUAUACAGAGUAAAGAGUAUGUUGGCUACCAGCAGGGUUCUUUUGUCGAGGGGCUACUGAAGAAUAAGGCAUUUGAUACCUCCAAGUUGAAGAAUUAUAGCACGUUGGAACAGUAUGAUGAAGCCCUUUCCAAAGGAAGUAAGAAUGGAGGAGUUGCUGCGAUUUUCGAGGAGCUCUCUUAUAUAAAGCUCUUCCUUUCCAAUCCAAAAUACUGUGCUAAGUACACCAUGGUAGGACCUAUCUACAAUACUGCAGGCUUGGGAUUUGUGACUCUCUCUCUCUCUCUCUCUCUGCCAGUCAACUAGGGCAGCAUCAAAUAUACCCUGCGGAGUUUUGAAA